This is a messenger RNA of Microstroma glucosiphilum, 1453 nucleotides long. RefSeq lists its product as hypothetical. The record is from RefSeq and is a predicted model, not a curated record. Lineage: Eukaryota; Fungi; Basidiomycota; Exobasidiomycetes; Microstromatales; Microstromataceae. Bases 80 to 1378 code for a protein of 432 amino acids. The transcript has a single exon.
GCCUUGCCGGUGUGGGUGCUACGAAUGUUGGCAUGACACUGAACACUGUCCUCUCCCUAAUAGCCAUCUCUUCCUAAUUAUGGUCACUUGUCUUGUACUGAUGAUAGGCGCCAGUGUGGACCUCAGCAUGGGCACCAUCUACUCUCACAGCGACAGUCGCUCCUACGGACGCUGCAUCUGUUCUGCCUUGGCCUACGCCGGGGCUACCUGGGCCACCUACGCUUGGGCUCACCUUGUCAUCUUUCAAAAGUCUACGGAGGAACAGCUCUCUCAGCCAUCGCCUUCGGCAUUGUUGACGGACAGGCAAACGCAAGAGCAGUAUCCCGAACUCGUCCGGACAACACGCUUGAUCAGUGGCGUCCUCACCUUCCUGAUCGGCCUCUUUGAAGUGUGCUGGCGAAUUACUUUAGUGCGCGACUACUCGAUUGGCUGGCACCUUCAACAAACUAGCACGAUGUUGCAAUUCAUUUUCCUCCUCUUGGUGGGAAUUCCUGUAGCGCGCUUUUGCAGCUACGAAUGGAUCGAGUGCCAGCAGGCUCGAGACGUCUUCCACUGGCUAGCUACCUCCUGUCUCUUCAUUGGAUGGGCUGUUGGCACAGGUCGCCUUGCCGCUGCUUUCAGGAUCUUGGGCUUCUGCGAGUCACCUCUAGGUAGACUGCUCUGGCUUCUUCAGCUUGUCUGCUUCACGAUCACCGCUAUUUCUCUCCAUGUCAUGGAGCAGAGACAUGAUGCCGAGCAAGUCGGCGAAUUCAAAGGUGUCGUCAUCGAGAAGCCUCUGCCUUGCAUACCAGGCGAGGUUCACAACGGCCGACGGUUGACAAAUGUGGCGGCAGCACUGACUCAUCGAGGGAGUAAUGAAGCAGCGCAAGCGAUGGAUGUGACGCCGGGGCUCUCAGACGGACAGCCGCAAGGUCUCGCCUUGAUGCGUACGCCUCGACGCAAGCAACCUCUCGUCGAGGGUUCAAGUGCCUUUCCGGUACCCCCAUCGACGCCAGCUGGCGUGCCUUCAAGUGUCUAUCUGCCUGCCGAGACGCCUAGCAUGUACCUAGAUUCCAUGCGAGCAGAGUAUCUAGCUUCUGGUCCAAGGGAGCGUGCGAUCAGUCUGCCGCUCAACAGGCUUCCAACUACGCCUUCGUCGCACGGAGGGGGUCCGAGCCUGUCCGAUCUUGUCAUGGGCCUUCCCAAGCCGAACACUAGCAACGGGAAGCUCUCACACCGAGGGCGAAGUUCCUCCCUGGGAGAUGCGCUGACCAGAAGAACGAGUCACGACACAUUCAUGGCGAUGAAACGUCGCUAUGAAGGCAGGGCACAGGCCGAGAAACAUCGACGCGCACGUAGUGCUAGCUCUGACAUGACCCACCUGACCGUGACAAGGUAAACAGAUUGUGCAUAGGUUGAGUGGCACGGACACUGUAUGGAGGCUGAACGGUAUUACACCUAUACCCUUACCCAC